Ostreobium quekettii is the source of this 477-nucleotide messenger RNA. The record is from the annotation of a GenBank genome assembly. NCBI's taxonomy places the organism in Eukaryota, Viridiplantae, Chlorophyta, Ulvophyceae, Bryopsidales, Ostreobiaceae.
AUGAGCGCUCCCGGCGACCCGCAGGCGGCCGUCCAGCGUCAAAUCGACGAGCUGCUCCAGCCACCAGCGCCCGCCGCUGCCGAAGCUUACUUCGCCGAGCUCUGUGAGGAUUGCAGAGGAGUGUGCGUGAGGCUGGAUGCGGGAGGAGGCCGAGGCAAAGGCCUAUUUGCCACAACUUCUUUUGAACCUGGCGAUGUUAUCCUGGAGGAAGCCCCACUGGUGGGGGGCCAACAUGCGCAGAACAAACGAGGGGCAGUUCUCUGCAGCCAUUGUUUCCAGCAUGUUGGCAGUCUGGAGUACCAGCUCAGCUGGUGGCUGAUGAACAACAUCGAGGAGCCUGAGGGCAGUGGAGCUGAGGUUCCAGCGCAUGCCUCAACUGUAACAGACAGUGAAAUGGAGAGAGAUCUGCUCUUGGGCGCACUGACAUUGCCGCACAGUGAGCGGUUUGCAGGUACUGUGCAAGCAGGGAUGCGGUGA